AUGGAGACUGCAUAUACUGCCAACAUCAUUAUCCUUGGAGCUCCGGCUUCGGGGAAGAAGAGUUUCAUAAGAAGGUAUUGCGAAGACAUCUUUACAAAUCUCUACGAUCCCAUCACCGAAACAUCUGGGGACCGCCGCCUAGCCAAUAUCUCGGGCAUCGCAACGCUCAUCAAUCUUGAGCGCAUCCCGUCGACAUUUGUCCAAUCCGCAUCCGAAGCCCGCCGCAUAGAAGCCGAAGCAGACGCCUUGAUCCUGCUAUACGACGGCUCCUUGCCGGAGAGUUUGGAAGAGCUUCGGCGCAUGCAGCUCAAGGUGCUAGCUCCGGAAGUGAGAGAAGGAGACGAAGCGCCGCCAAUCGCUGUGGUUGCGAGCAAGGCCGACCUCGCGGAGGCCGCGGACACGGGCACGGGCACGGCGUGGGAACAGGGGAUAGGAGAGGGGAGUGAGUUGGCGGUGCAAUUGGGGGCAAGAUUUGGGGUUACGUCGGCGCUUUGGGGUGACGGGGUUAAGGAUGUGGUGGAGGAGCUGGCGGCGAGGGUUUUGGAGAUGAAGGGAGUUGAGAAGGAGGUGUUGAUGGGAGCAGGAUCAUGA
Fusarium sp. VM40 is the source of this 591-nucleotide messenger RNA. The record is from the annotation of a GenBank genome assembly. Lineage: Eukaryota; Fungi; Ascomycota; Sordariomycetes; Hypocreales; Nectriaceae.